Messenger RNA from Peromyscus eremicus (cactus mouse), 4081 nucleotides. RefSeq names its product adhesion G protein-coupled receptor A2 (gene Adgra2). Gene Ontology annotation, cellular component: Wnt signalosome; plasma membrane. Bases 32 to 4054 code for a protein of 1340 amino acids. Gene Ontology annotation, biological process: central nervous system development; positive regulation of canonical Wnt signaling pathway; sprouting angiogenesis. The record is from RefSeq and is a predicted model, not a curated record. Lineage: Eukaryota; Metazoa; Chordata; Mammalia; Rodentia; Cricetidae. The transcript is spliced from 19 exons. Gene Ontology annotation, molecular function: protein binding; G protein-coupled receptor activity.
GAGCUGUAGGUCCCCGCGGGGCGAUGGGUUGAUGGGCGCCGGGGGACGCAGGAUGCCGGUGCCGCCCGUGCGCCUGCUGCUGCUGCCGCCGCCGCUGCUGCUGCUGUGUCUUCUGCUCCUGGCUCCCGGAACUCGGGGUGCGCCUGGCUGCCCGGUCCCCAUCCGUGGCUGCAAGUGCUCUGGGGAGCGGCCCAAGGGACUAAGUGGCGGCGCCCACAACCCGGCUCGAAGGAGGGUGGUGUGCGGCGGCGGGGACCUCCCCGAACCUCCGGACCCCGGCCUUCUGCCAAACGGCACCAUCACCCUGCUCUUGAGCAACAACAAGAUUACUGCUCUCCGAAAUGGAUCCUUCCUGGGACUCUACCUGCUGGAGAAGUUGGACCUGAGGAACAACGUCAUCAGCACUGUGCAGCCUGGAGCCUUCCUAGGUCUGGGAGAGCUGAAACGCUUAGAUCUCUCCAACAACCGGAUUGGCUGUCUUGCCUCUGAGACAUUUCAAGGCCUCCCCAGACUUCUGAGACUAAACAUAUCUGGGAACAUCUUCUCCAGUCUGCAACCUGGGGUCUUUGAUGAGCUGCUAGCUCUUAGGGUUGUGGACUUCGGCACCGAGUUUCUGACUUGUGACUGCCACCUGCGCUGGCUGCUGCCCUGGGCCCGGAAUCACUCCCUGCAGCUGUCAGAGCGUACGCUUUGUGCCUACCCCAGUGCCCUGCAUGCCCGGGCCCUGAGCAGCCUCCAGGAGCCCCAGCUCCGCUGUGAAGGGGCUCUGGAACUUCAUACGCACUACCUCAUCCCGUCCCUGCGCCAAGUGGUGUUCCAGGGCGACCGUCUGCCCUUCCAGUGCUCUGCCAGCUACUUGGGCAAUGAUACCCGCAUCCACUGGUACCACAACGGGGCCCCUAUGGAGGGUGAUGAGCAGGCAGGCAUCGUCCUCACAGAAAACCUCAUCCAUGACUGCACCUUCAUCACCAGUGAGCUGACCCUGUCUCACAUCGGCGUGUGGGCCUCAGGGGAGUGGGAGUGCUCCGUGUCCACGGGCCAAGGCAACACCAGCAAGAAGGUGGAGAUUGUGGUGCUGGAGACCUCCGCCUCCUACUGCCCCGCUGAGCGUGUGACCAACAACCGCGGGGACUUCAGGUGGCCACGCACCUUGGCCGGCAUCACGGCUUACCAGUCCUGCUUACAGUACCCCUUCACCUCUGUGCCUUUGAGUGGGGGAGCCCCAGGCACCCGAGCCUCACGCCGCUGUGACCGAGCUGGCCGCUGGGAGCCCGGGGACUACUCCCACUGUCUGUACACCAAUGACAUCACUCGGGUGCUCUACACCUUUGUGCUGAUGCCCAUCAACGCCUCCAAUGCGUUGACCCUGGCCCACCAGCUCCGGGUGUACACGGCUGAGGCUGCCAGCUUUUCAGACAUGAUGGAUGUAGUCUAUGUGGCUCAGAUGAUCCAGAAAUUUUUGGGUUAUGUUGACCAGAUCAAAGAGCUGGUGGAGGUGAUGGUGGACAUGGCCAGCAACCUGAUGCUGGUGGAUGAGCACCUUUUGUGGCUGGCACAGCGAGAAGAUAAAGCCUGCAGCGGCAUUGUGGGUGCCCUGGAGCGCAUUGGAGGAGCUGCCCUCAGCCCCCAUGCCCAGCACAUCUCUGUGAACUCAAGGAACGUGGCCUUGGAGGCCUACCUCAUCAAGCCUCACAGCUAUGUGGGCCUGACCUGCACGGCCUUCCAGAGGAGGGAGGGAGGCCUGUUGGCUGCACAGCCAGGUGGCCCUGGCCAGAAUGUCCCACUGGAGCCCGAGUCCCUAGCCGAUCAGCAGCUCCGCUUCCGCUGCACCACUGGGAGACCCAACAUUUCUCUAUCAUCCUUCCACAUCAAGAAUAGCGUGGCCCUGGCCUCCAUCCAGCUGCCCCCCAGCCUGUUCUCAACCCUUCCGGCUGCCCUGGCUCCCCCAGUCCCUCCAGAUUGCACCCUGCAACUGCUGGUCUUCAGAAAUGGCCGUCUUUUCCGCAGCCAUGGCAACACUUCCCGUCCUGGAGCAGCUGGGCCCGGCAAGAGGCGUGGUGUGGCCACCCCGGUCAUAUUUGCGGGAACCAGUGGCUGCGGCGUGGGAAACUUGACCGAGCCGGUGGCUGUUUCACUGCGGCACUGGGCCGAAGGAGCUGACCCCAUGGCAGCUUGGUGGAACCAGGAGGGGCCCGGGGGCUGGCUUUCCGAAGGCUGCAAGCUCCGCUUCAGCCAGCCCAAUGUCAGCUCGCUGUACUGCCAGCAUCUGGGCAACGUGGCUGUGCUCAUGGAGCUGAGUGCAUUCCCUCGGGAGGUAGGAGGUUCUGGAGCUGGGUUGCAUCCCGUUGUCUACCCCUGCACGGCCUUGCUGCUACUCUGCCUUUUCUCCACCAUCAUCACCUACAUCCUUAACCACAGCUCCAUCCACGUGUCCCGGAAGGGUUGGCACAUGCUGUUGAAUCUGUGUUUCCACAUGGCCAUGACCUCUGCUGUCUUCGUGGGGGGCAUCACGCUCACCAACUACCAAAUGGUUUGCCAAGCGGUGGGCAUCACUCUGCACUAUUCUUCCUUGUCCACGCUGCUCUGGAUGGGGGUGAAGGCUCGUGUCCUCCACAAGGAGCUCACCUGGAGGGCACCCCCUCCAGAGGAAGGGGAUGCAGCCCCACCUGGUCCUCGCCCCAUGCUCCGGUUCUAUUUGAUUGCUGGAGGGAUCCCCCUCAUAAUCUGCGGCAUCACCGCUGCGGUCAACAUCCACAACUACCGGGACCACAGUCCCUAUUGCUGGCUGGUGUGGCGUCCAAGCCUUGGUGCCUUCUACAUACCGGUGGCGUUGAUCCUGCCCAUCACCUGGAUCUACUUCUUGUGUGCGGGCCUGCACUUACGGGGUCAUGUGGCCCAGAAUCCUAAGCAGGGUAACAGUAGGCUCUCUCCGGAGCCAGGGGAAGACCUGAGGGGUUCCACCAGGCUCAGGAGCAGUGGCGUCCUCCUGAGUGACUCUGGUUCCCUUUUGGCUACAGUUAGCGCAGGGGUAGGGACGCCUGCGCCCCCAGAGGUUGGUGAUGGCGUCUAUUCUCCGGGAGUCCAGCUGGGGGCGCUGAUGACCACACAUUUCCUGUACCUGGCUAUGUGGGCCUGUGGCGCCUUGGCCGUGUCUCAGCGCUGGCUGCCCGGAGUGGUGUGUAGCUGUCUCUAUGGUGUGGCAGCGUCAGCUCUGGGCCUCUUUGUCUUCACGCACCACUGUGCCAGGCGUAGGGAUGUCCGGGCUUCCUGGCGCGCCUGCUGCCCUCCUGCUUCACCCUCGGCCUCCCACGCCCCACCCCGGGCCCUGCCGACGGCUGCGGAGGAUGGAUCCCCAGUGCUGGGGGAGGGACCAGCCUCCCUCAAGUCCUCCCCAAGUGGCAGCAGUGGCCGCGCGCCGCCGCCCCCGUGCAAACUCACCAAUCUGCAGGUAGCCCAGAGUCAGGUGUGCGAGGCCGGCGUGGCUGCCCGCGGGGAUGGAGAGCCAGAGCCCACGGGCUCCCGUGGCAGCCUAGCUCCCCGGCACCAUAACAACCUGCACCACGGACGCCGAGUACACAAGAGUCGGGCCAAGGGCCACCGAGCCGGAGAGACUGGUGGCAAGAGCCGGCUCAAGGCGCUGCGCGCGGGCGCGUCCCCAGGAGCUCCCGAGCUGCUGUCCAGUGAGAGCGGCAGCUUGCACAACAGCCCCUCUGACAGCUACCCGGGCAGCAGCCGCAACAGCCCCGGCGACGGCCUCCCACUCGAGGGUGAGCCCAUGCUCACGCCGUCGGAGGGCAGCGACACCAGCGCAGCGCCGAUCUCGGAGACGGGGCGCCCCGGGCAGCGCCGCUGCGCCAGCCGUGACAACCUCAAGGGCAGCGGCAGCGCACUGGAGCGGGAAAGCAAGCGCCGCUCAUACCCGCUCAACACCAGCAGCCUGAACGGCGCCCCCAAGGGGGGCAAGUACGAGGAUUCCAGUGUUACCGGUGGUGCAGAGGCCAUAGCAGGAGGCUGCAUGAAGACCGGCCUCUGGAAGAGCGAGACCACCGUCUAGGGCAGAGGCGGGCCAGAUAUAAGAUCG